Molecule: messenger RNA, 924 nt
Organism: Knipowitschia caucasica
Lineage: Eukaryota; Metazoa; Chordata; Actinopteri; Gobiiformes; Gobiidae
Source: the annotation of a GenBank genome assembly
AUGAUGAAUUUGAUCGGGAUCGCAAUCGUUGUUUUGAGCAUCACUCCACUGGUGCACAGCUCAAACAAUUCUUUUGCCUGGUGCUACCAUGACGCAUCCUGCAAUGCCGCUACCUGGGCAACCCAGGUCGCUCAGCAUUGUGCUGGUUCUCGUCAGUCUCCCAUCGACAUCAUGUCCAAGAAGGCCAAAUACAACGCCAAUCUGACCAGCUUCAAAUUCACCAACUUUGACAGCAAGACCGCCCUGACCACCAUCAUGAACACUGGAAGAACAGUGAAAGUGGUCAUUGGCAGUGGUGUGACAGUGUCUGGAGGGGGUCUGUCUGAAGCGUACACCAGCCACCAGCUCAACCUCCACUGGGGAAACGGCACCUCUGUCCCGGGCUCUGAACACACUAUGGACGGCAAACGCUAUCCAAUGGAGCUCCACAUUUUGAGCACGAAAUCCUCUCACAAAGGGAACAUGACGGUGUCUAUGGCAGAUUCAAAAGGAUUUGCGGCUUUUGGAUUCCUUGUUCAAGUGGAUGAGAAAACAACAGGAAAACCCAUGGCAUGGAAGACUCUCACUUCUUACCUGUCUCAGAUUUCUCAGAAAGACCAGUCCGUUUCUGUGAGUGGGAUUUCUCUGGAUGAACUUCUGACUGGAGUGAACCGCAAGAGGUUCUACCGCUACAUGGGCUCCCUGACCACACCCACCUGUGACGAGGCCGUGGUCUGGACCGUCUUCAAAGAGCCCGUCGUAGUCAGUAAGGAUUUGAUCAACCUUUUUGCCUCGACCGUGCGGAUCGGAAACGGCACCUCUGUGUACAUGAGGAACACCUACAGGAGCGUCCAGGCCGAGCAGGGCGUCACCCACAGCUCCGGCCCCAUGACCCGCCCCACCUUUGGACUCUUCCUGAUCGCACUCGCACUAUGGAUGAGUUAA